CGGGGAGAGGACGCGCUGACAGAGCCGCAGACGGUCUGGCGGACGGACGGCCCGACGGGCGGGCAUGCGGGCGGCCGGACUCUAGCAGGGGAGCCAGGCUCCGGCCGCAGCCAUGGAGCGGCGGCUGCGCGCGCUGGAGCGGCUGGCGCUGGGCGAGGCCGGCGGCGGCCCGGGGCUCGACGGCCUCCUAGACCUGCUGCUGGCGCUGCACCACGAGCUCAACAGCGGCCCCCUGCGGCGGGAGCGCAGCGUGGCGCAGUUCCUGAGCUGGGCCAGCCCCUUCGUAGCAAAGGUGAAAGAACUGCGUCUGCAGAGAGAUGACUUUGAGAUCUUGAAGGUGAUCGGCCGAGGAGCCUUUGGGGAGGUUGCCGUGGUGAGGCAGAGGGACACUGGGCAGGUUUUUGCCAUGAAAAUGCUGCACAAGUGGGAGAUGCUGAAGAGGGCUGAGACGGCCUGUUUCCGGGAGGAACGGGAUGUGCUCGUAAAGGGGGACAGCCAUUGGGUGACCACUCUGCACUAUGCCUUCCAAGACGAGGAGUAUCUGUACCUUGUGAUGGACUACUAUGCCGGUGGGGACCUCCUGACACUGCUGAGCCGCUUUGAGGACCGUCUGCCGCCCGAGCUGGCCCAGUUCUACCUGGCCGAGAUGGUGCUAGCUAUCCACUCGCUGCACCAGCUGGGCUAUGUCCACAGGGAUGUCAAGCCAGACAAUGUCCUGCUAGAUGUGAACGGGCACAUUCGCCUGGCUGACUUCGGCUCCUGCCUGCGCCUCAACACCAACGGCAUGGUGGAUUCAUCUGUGGCAGUGGGGACGCCAGACUAUAUCUCCCCUGAGAUCCUGCAGGCCAUGGAGGAGGGCAAGGGCCACUAUGGCCCACAGUGUGACUGGUGGUCGCUGGGAGUCUGCGCCUACGAGCUGCUCUUCGGGGUGACGCCCUUCUAUGCCGAAUCCCUGGUGGAAACCUACGGCAAGAUCAUGAACCACGAGGACCACUUGCAGUUUCCCUUGGAUGUGCCUGACGUGCCAGCCAGUGCCCAAGACCUUAUUCGCCAGCUGCUGUGCCGCCAGGAAGAGCGGCUGGGCCGCGGCGGGCUGGAUGACUUCCGGAGCCAUCCUUUCUUCGAAGGCGUGGACUGGGAGCGGCUGGUGAGCAGCACAGCCCCCUACAUCCCUGAGCUGCGGGGGCCUAUGGAUACCUCCAACUUUGACGUGGAUGACGACACCCUCAACCAUCCAGGGACCCUGCAGCCGCCCUCCCACGGGGCCUUCUCCGGCCACCACUUGCCAUUUGUGGGCUUCACCUACACGUCGGGCAGUCACAGCCCUGAGAGCAGCUCUGAGGCCUGGGCUGCCAUGGAGCGGAAGCUCCGCUGUCUGGAGCAGGAGAAGGUGGAGCUGAGCAGGAGGCGCCAAGAGGCCCCGCAUGCUCCUGCAGACCGUCGGGAGCUGGAGCAGCUCCGGAAGGAAGUGCAGACUCUACGGGAGAGGCUGUCAGAGAUGCUGAGGGAUAAGCCUCCCUUGUCUCAGAUGGAUGGGCCCCCGGCUGGUAGCCCAGGCCAGGCCAGUGACCUACAGCAGGAGCUUGACCGGCUGCACCAGGAGCUGGCCGAGGGUCGGGCAGGGCUGCAGGCUCAGGGGCAGGAGCUCCGCAGGGCCCAGGGGCAGCAGGAGGAGCUGCUCCAGAGGCUGCAAGAGGCCCAGGAGAGAGAGGCGGCCACAGCUAGCCAGAGCCAGGCCCUGAGCUCCCAGCUGGAGGAGGCCCGGGCUGCCCAGAGGGAGCUGGAGGCCCAAGUGUCCUCCCUGAGCCGGCAGGUGAUGCAGCUUCAGGGACAGUGGGAGCAGCACCUUGAGGAGUCUUCCCAGGUCAAGACCGUCCACACAGCCUCUGAGACCAACGGGAUGGGACCCCCGGAGGGUGGGCCUCAGGAGGCCCAACUGAGGAAGGAGGUGGCCGCCCUGCGAGAGCAGCUGGAGCAGGCCCACAGCCACGGGCCGAGUGGUAAGGAGGAGGCUCUGUGCCAACUGCAGGAGGAGAACCGGAGGCUAAGCCAGGAGCAGGAGCGGCUAGAAGCAGAGCUGGCCCAGGAGCAGGAGAGCAAGCAGCGGCUGGAGGGCGAGCGGCGGGAGACGGAGAGCAACUGGGAGGCCCAGCUCGCCGACAUCCUCAGCUGGGUGAACGAUGAGAAGGUCUCCAGAGGCUACCUGCAGGCCCUGGCCACCAAGAUGGCGGAGGAGCUGGAAUCCUUGAGGAACGUGGGCACCCAGACGCUCCCAGCCCGGCCACUGGACCACCAGUGGAAGGCGCGGCGACUGCAGAAGAUGGAGGCCUCGGCCAGGCUGGAGCUGCAGUCGGCACUGGAGGCCGAGAUCCGCGCCAAGCAGGGCCUGCAGGAGCGGCUGACGCAGGUGCAGGAGGCCCAGCUGCAAGCUGAGCGCCGUCUGCAGGAGGCUGAGAAGCAGAGCCAGGCCCUGCAGCAGGAGCUGGCCAUGCUGCGGGAGGAGCUGCGGGCCCGAGGGCCAGGGGACACCAAGCCCUCAAACUCCCUGAUUCCCUUCCUGUCCUUCCGGAACUCAGAGAAGGAUUCUCCCAAGGACCCUGGCAUCUCAGGAGAGGCCCCAAGGCAUAGAGGGGAGCCAGAGCUGAGGCCGGAGGGCCGACGAAGCCUGCGCAUGGGGGCUGUGUUCCUCAGAGCCCCUGCUGCCAACACGGCCCCUACAGAAGGUCUUCCUGCUAAGCCUGGCUCACACACGCUGCGCUCCCGGAGCUUCCCAUCCCCCACCAAGUGUCUCCACUGCACCUCUCUGAUGCUGGGCCUGGGCCGCCAGGGCCUGGGCUGUGAUGCCUGCGGCUACUUCUGUCAUGCAACCUGUGCCCCACAGGCCCCGCCCUGCCCCGUGCCCCCUGACCUCCUCCGCACAGCCCUGGGAGUGCACCCCGAAACGGGCACAGGGACUGCCUAUGAGGGCUUCCUGUCGGUGCCGCGGCCCUCGGGCGUCCGGCGGGGCUGGCAGCGGGUGUUUGCUGCCCUGAGUGACUCACGCCUGCUGCUGUUUGACGCCCCUGACUCAAGGCUCAGCCCGACCAGUGGGGCCCUCCUGCAGGCCCUGGAUCUGAGGGAUCCCCACUUCUCGGCCACUCCCGUCCUGGCCUCUGAUGUCAUCCAUGCCCAAUCCAGGGACCUGCCACGCAUCUUUAGGGUGACGACCUCGCAGCUGGCAGUGCCGCCCACCACGUGCACUGUGCUGCUGCUGGCGGAGAGCGAGGGGGAGCGGGAGCGCUGGCUGCAGGUGCUGGGUGAGCUGCAGCGGCUGCUGUUGGAUGCGCGCCCGAGACCGCGGCCCGUGUACACACUCAAGGAGGCCUACGACAACGGGCUGCCGCUGCUGCCCCACACACUCUGCGCUGCCAUCCUUGACCAGGAUCGACUCGCUCUUGGCACUGAUGAGGGGCUCUUUGUCAUCCAUCUGCACAGCAACGACAUCUUCCAGGUGGGAGAGUGCCGGCGCGUACAGCAGCUGGCCUUGAGCCCCAGCGCUGGCCUGCUGGUCGUGCUGUGUGGCCGUGGCCCCAACGUGCGUCUCUUUGCCCUGGCGGAGCUGGAGAACGUAGAGGUAGCAGGUGCCAAGAUCCCCGAGUCUCGAGGUUGCCAGGUGCUAGCAGCUGGGAGCAUCCUACAGGCCCGCACCCCAGUGCUCUGUGUAGCCGUCAAGCGCCAGGUGCUCUGCUACCAGCUGGGCCCAGGCCCUGGGCCCUGGCAGCGCCGCAUCCGUGAGCUGCAGGCACCUGCCCCUGUGCAGAGCCUGGGGCUGCUGGGUGACCGGCUAUGUGUGGGCACCACCGGUGGCUUUGCCCUCUACCCACUGCUCAAUGAGGCUGCGCCAUUGGUGCUGGGGGCCGGUUUGGUGCCUGAGGAGCUGCCACUGUCCCGCGGGGGCCUGGGUGAGGCACUGGGGGCUGUGGAGCUCAGCCUCAGUGAGUUCCUGCUGCUCUUCACCACUGCCGGCAUCUACGUGGAUAGCGCGGGCCGCAAGUCUCGUGGCCACGAGCUGCUGUGGCCAGCAGCACCCACGGGCUGGGGGUACGCAGCCCCCUACCUGACAGUGUUCAGCGAGAACUCCAUCGAUGUGUUUGACGUGAGGAGGGCAGAAUGGGUGCAGACGGUGCCGCUCAAGAAGGUGCGGCCCCUCAAUCCAGAGGGCUCCCUGUUCCUCUACGGCACCGAGAAGGUCCGCCUGACCUACCUCAGGAACCAGCUGGCAGAGAAGGACGAGUUCGACAUCCCAGACCUCACCAACAACAGCCGGCGCCAGCUGUUCCGCACCAAGAGCAAGCGCCGCUUCUUCUUCCGCGUGUCAGAAGAGCAGCAGAAGCAGCAGCGCAGGGAGAUGCUGAAGGACCCCUUUGUGCGCUCCAAGCUCAUCUCGCCGCCCACCAACUUCAACCACCUGGUACACGUGGGCCCUGCCAACGGGCGGCCGGGCGCCAGGGUCACACCCCGGGCUCCGGAAGAGAAGGGCCGAGGCGCCCGCAGCUCCGGCCCACAACGACCCCACAGCUUCUCCGAGGCAUUGCGGCGCCCAGCCUCCACGGGCAGCGAAGGCCUCGCUGGAGACGCAGACCCCAUGAAGAGGAAAGCUUGGACAUCCCUGUCCAGCGAGUCUGUGUCCUGCCCCCAGGGAUCGCUGAGCCCUGCAGCCUCCCUAAUGCAGGUCUCAGAAUGGCCCCGAAGCCUACCCCUAUCCCCUGAAUCGGAGACCUCUCCUUGAUGCCCUCUGUUAAGACCCACCCCAAUCCCAGGGCAGAAAGACACUUGGGAGCGAAGAGCUUGAGGAAUGCCAUACUCCGGCUGGUCCGGGACAUGGAAAUUCAGACUCAGGGAGGGCCUGGGCUGGGCAAUGACUGGGAGGCUUGCCUGGGUUCCCAGGACUUGGGGGUCCUGACUCCCAGCCCUCAUCCCACCUUACCCCUUUGUUCCCAGCCCCAGCCUUUGCUAGCCAUUGGGAAUAGAAUGGCCCCUUUUGUCCUGGU
Molecule: messenger RNA, 5030 nt
Organism: Cebus imitator (Panamanian white-faced capuchin)
Lineage: Eukaryota; Metazoa; Chordata; Mammalia; Primates; Cebidae
Gene: CDC42BPG
Product: CDC42 binding protein kinase gamma
Exons: 37
Coding region: 113-4768 (1551 amino acids)
Biological process (GO): peptidyl-threonine phosphorylation; actomyosin structure organization
Cellular component (GO): cytoplasm; cytoskeleton
Molecular function (GO): protein serine/threonine kinase activity; ATP binding
Source: RefSeq, a predicted model, not a curated record